Messenger RNA from Colletotrichum karsti, 1548 nucleotides. Its product is annotated as arginine permease. The coding region runs from base 1 to 1548 and encodes 515 amino acids. Gene Ontology annotation, molecular function: amino acid transmembrane transporter activity. The record is from RefSeq and is a predicted model, not a curated record. Gene Ontology annotation, biological process: amino acid transmembrane transport. NCBI's taxonomy places the organism in Eukaryota, Fungi, Ascomycota, Sordariomycetes, Glomerellales, Glomerellaceae. Gene Ontology annotation, cellular component: membrane. The transcript has 2 exons.
AUGUUCGGCUCCAAGGAGAAAGCCCCUCAGACCAGCGAGGGCGAGGUCACUCCCAACAAUGCCUCCAAGACCGACUUGGAGACGGGGGAGUCGGGCCUCCACCGUACUCUGAAUGCUCGCCAUUUGCAAUUCAUUGCCAUCGGUGGCACCAUCGGCACCGGUCUCUUCCUCGGUAGCGGCAAGGCCAUCGCGACCGCCGGCCCCGUCGGUUGCCUGAUCGCCUUCAUCUUCAUCGGCAGCAUCGUCUACUCCGUCAUGACCGCCCUGUGCGAGAUGGCCACCUACAUCCCCGUCCCCGGCGCCUUCACCUCGUACGCUUCUCGAUUCAUCGACCCCACCCUGGGAUUCGCCAUGGGCUGGAUGUACUGGUUCAGCUGGUCCAUCACCUUCGCCCUCGAGUUGACCGCCGCCGGCGUCAUCAUCCAAUAUUGGAACGACAGCCUGAGCAUUGCCAUCUUCAUUAGCAUCUUCUGGGUCGUCUUCACCGCGCUCAACUUCAUGCCCAUCCGCAUCUUUGGCGAGAUCGAGAUGUGGUUUGCGAGCAUCAAGGUCGUGACCAUCAUCGGAUUCAUCAUCUUCGCGAUCUGCAUCAACGCCGGUGUUGGCCAGCAGGGCUACUUGGGCUUCAAGUACUGGGUCGAACCGGGCCCGUUCAAUGCGUCCAUGGUCGAGGGUUCUGUCGGCAAGUUUGUCGGUUUCUGGUCCGUCCUCAUCACGGCUGCCUUCAGUUUCCAGGGAUCUGAGCUGGUUGGCGUCGGUGCUGGUGAGACCAAGGACCCCCAGAAGAGCGUGCCCAGCGCCGUCCGUUGGACUUUCUGGGGAAUCUUCUGCCUCUUUGUCGCCACCAUUUUCUUCAUCGGUAUUCUGGUUCCCUCUGACAACCCGUCGUUGUUGCUCGACAACCAGGAUGCGUCGGCGUCUCCCUUGGUUAUUGCCGCGAACUUGGCCGGUGUCAAGGUCCUUCCUGACAUCAUCAAUGCCGUGCUCUUGACCGCCGUCCUCUCUGCUGCCAACUCCAACGUGUACUCUGGUUCUCGUAUUCUGGUUUCCCUGGCUAACGAGAGGUGUGCUCCCCAAUUCAUGGCCUGGACCAACAAGCUCGGUACCCCCUACAUGGCGGUCGCUACCACGUCCGCGGUUGGUUUGCUUGCGUACAUGAACCUGUCCGAGAAUGGCGGUGUCGUGUUCGACUGGCUGCUCAACAUCACCGCCGUUGCUGGACUCAUCAGCUGGACGUGUAUCAACAUCUGCCACAUCCGGUUUAUGGCUGCCCUCAAGGCUCAGAACAUUUCGCGGGACAGCCUGCCGUACAAGGCCCCCUUCCAGCCGUUCUUCUCCUGGUACGGUCUUUUCUUCAACGUGCUCAUCAUCCUGACGAACGGUUUCACCGCCUUCAUGGGUUGGAGCACCAGUGGCUUCUUCACUGCAUACAUCAGCGUCAUCUUGUUCGUCGUGCUUCUGGUUGGCCACAAGAUCUUCAACCGCUCCAGGCCUCUCAAGGCCCAUGAAGCCGAUGUGACGACUGGAACCCUGGCCGCAAGCUCUUGA